AUGCAAAAAGCAAUAAGGCCAUACGAGUCAUCGUGGACGAAGACCAUACCGGGCAAUAGCAUCUUCCGUCCAAAGGAUGAAGAUAAACCAUCAUCAUUGUCAUGGUUAACAUCAUCACCGUCAUCAUCAUCACAAAAGCCAUCAUCUUUAAGCACUAAGAAAUCUAGCAACGUAUUGGUGAUGGAGAAUGCUGUAGUGGUGUUUGCAAGGAGAGGCUGUUGUAUGGGACACGUGGCGAAGCGGCUGCUACUGACACAUGGCGUGAACCCAUUGGUAGUUGAGAUUGAUGAAGAAGACAAAAACGACGACAUUAUCUUAGGAGAGAAAUUACCAGUCAUGUUCAUAGGAGGGAAGUUGUUUGGGGGGUUGGAAAAUCUGAUGGCUGCUCAUAUUAACGGUGAUUUAGUGCCUACUCUCAGACAAGCUGGGGCUUUAUGGCUUUGA
This is a messenger RNA of Microthlaspi erraticum, 444 nucleotides long. The record is from the annotation of a GenBank genome assembly. NCBI's taxonomy places the organism in Eukaryota, Viridiplantae, Streptophyta, Magnoliopsida, Brassicales, Brassicaceae.